Phalaenopsis equestris is the source of this 848-nucleotide messenger RNA. RefSeq lists its product as uncharacterized. Gene Ontology annotation, molecular function: ubiquitin binding. Gene Ontology annotation, cellular component: ESCRT I complex. NCBI's taxonomy places the organism in Eukaryota, Viridiplantae, Streptophyta, Magnoliopsida, Asparagales, Orchidaceae. The coding region runs from base 86 to 679 and encodes 197 amino acids. The transcript is spliced from 6 exons. The record is from RefSeq and is a predicted model, not a curated record. Gene Ontology annotation, biological process: ubiquitin-dependent protein catabolic process via the multivesicular body sorting pathway.
AAAAAAAUCUGCGAGCUCCUAUUACCUCAGCCAAGAAAGCCGAGGCUUGAGAGUCCAACUCUUGCGUCCUUCCAUAUCCGCGCCAAUGGAUUACGACUAUCGGAAUCGUGCUGCUCCGCCCUACCGCCCUGCAGGCGCCGGAUCAUCCUUUUACCCGAGAGUCGGCCCUGCUGCUCCGCAAGCAGUCGGCCGUGGACCUCCCUACAGCCAACCUGCUCCACCUGUCGUAUCAGGAUUGGGUAUUAAAGUUGUACUGAAGCCAGAGUAUCGAAUGAAUCCACCUCCCCAAUUGGCACCACAAAUGGCAGAGGUCCCUCGUUGUACUUUCCAAUUUGACUUUGACUUUGAGAGAAGAAUUCUUGCUGAAGCUAAGAAAGGGAGCCAGAACUGGAGCAAAAUUGCAUCUGAAAAUCAGCCAUCAAAAGCUGGUCCAUCAACUUCUAUGGGUUCAACCGGAGAUCCAUUGGUGGAAAAGUAUGUUAGUGAGGGACUCCCACGUGAAGCUGCAUCUCUUGGAGUUUUAAACUAUGGAGAUAAUCCAGUCAAGGUAAGAGAGUUUGUCAGAGGCUACAACCUUCUUCGGGAGAUGGGAUUUGCUUCGAAGAAUGUUACGGAAGCUCUAGCCAUGUACGAUAACGACACUGACAAGGCCAUAGCACAUUUCCUCAACAACUCCUGAUGGCACAGAUUAUUUGCUCGAAAUUUUAUGGUUAAUGUUAUGUUCUCCUAUAACCACUUAUGUUGCUAUAUAAGGUUGUAAAACAUUAACAAUUUUUUCGUAUUCAUAAUUUGUAAAUUAUCGUUAAUUUUAGAAGGAAUUUUAAGGAUCACCGACAUUUUCUAUACAA